Phragmites australis (common reed) is the source of this 2053-nucleotide messenger RNA. Its product is annotated as probable UDP-arabinose 4-epimerase 2. Bases 431 to 1675 code for a protein of 414 amino acids. The transcript has 11 exons. Gene Ontology annotation, cellular component: cytosol. The record is from RefSeq and is a predicted model, not a curated record. Gene Ontology annotation, biological process: beta-D-galactose catabolic process via UDP-galactose, Leloir pathway. NCBI's taxonomy places the organism in Eukaryota, Viridiplantae, Streptophyta, Magnoliopsida, Poales, Poaceae. Gene Ontology annotation, molecular function: UDP-glucose 4-epimerase activity.
CCCGACGACCCGAAAUCCUGACGUCGAAGUUACUGUGACGUCAUUACUGAUCUGUGAGUUUGCUCCUACGCGUCAGAGACGUCGUCGCGGUCGCGCUUCCUCCUCCCUCAGUUGCCGCCCCUCUCCUUCGCCUCCGCUUCCGCUUCCCUUCCCAUCUUGGCGUCGACAGCUGGGCUGCCUCCCUCCGUUUCCGCCUCCUCGGGCGCUUACCGAUCUCGCGCCGCCCUAAAUCCCCGGGCGAAUCCGCCUCCCCUUCUCCGGCCGCGUCGAUCUGCUCGCUCAAGGGGUGAGUUUUCUUGCCGUGAUCCCUAUUUCUCUACUUUGAGUUUCUUUCGUCAAGGAUUUGAGUUCUUGCGAGGCGUUUCAGAUUCACAGCUAGGACGAGGGAAGUAGAGUUCUUGUUGAUUUCAUUCUUGGGAGCCGACCUCACAUGCCAACAACCUCCAGGAGCAGAAGCCAGGCUAGGACCACUAGGCCUUGGAUCUUGUCAGGGAUGGACUUUGCUGAUUCGAGACGGAAGCCUAAUUUCAUGGGGAAGAUCGCCGUGGCUGCUGCCCUCACUGUCAUGUGCAUACUUGUGUUGAAACAGUCUCCUGGUUUCAGCAGUACCAGUGUGUUCUCUCGCCAUGAAAUUGGGGUGACCCAUGUGUUAGUGACGGGGGGUGCUGGGUUUAUUGGCUCGCAUGCUACUCUUCGUCUCCUUAGGGACAACUAUCGAGUUACCAUUGUGGAUAACCUUUCUAGAGGGAACAUGGGGGCUGUCCGAGCUCUUCAACAACUGUUUCCAGAGCCUGGGAGGCUUCAAUUUAUUUAUGCUGAUUUAGGCGACGCAAAAGCUGUGAACAAAAUAUUUUCAGAGAAUGCAUUUGAUGCUGUUAUGCACUUUGCUGCUGUUGCUUAUGUUGGUGAGAGCACAAUGGAGCCACUCAGAUACUACCACAACAUAACAUCAAAUACAUUGACAGUGCUUGAGGCAAUGGCGGCACAUAAUAUAAAUACUCUGAUUUACUCGAGUACCUGUGCAACAUAUGGCGAACCUGAUACGAUGCCUAUUGUAGAAACAACUCCUCAGAAUCCCAUCAACCCAUAUGGAAAGGCCAAGAAGAUGGCAGAGGACAUCAUUUUAGAUUUCACAAAGUCAAAGAAAUCGAACAUGGCUGUCAUGAUCUUAAGAUACUUCAAUGUGAUUGGAUCAGACCCAGAGGGACGGCUAGGGGAAGCUCCAAGGCCUGAGCUGCGUGAACAUGGUCGGAUUUCUGGUGCUUGCUUUGAUGCAGCUUUGGGAAUUAUUCCAGGGCUGAAGGUUCGAGGAACCGAUUACCCCACUGCAGAUGGAACUUGCAUUAGGGACUACAUAGAUGUCACAGAUCUUGUUGAUGCCCAUGUCAAAGCUCUUGAUAAAGCUCAGACUGGCAAAGUUGGAAUCUACAAUGUUGGCACAGGCCAAGGUAGAUCAGUGAAGGAGUUUGUAGAAGCAUGCAAGAAGGCAACAGGAGCUUCCAUCAAGGUUGAAUACCUUACCCGUAGACCUGGAGACUAUGCUGAGGUAUACAGCGACCCAUCCAAAAUCCACAGCGAGCUCAACUGGACAGCUCGUUACACUGAUCUUCGUGAAAGCCUUUCCAUGGCAUGGAAAUGGCAGAAAGCCCACCCGAACGGUUAUGGAUCAGCAUGAUUCAGAGUUCGAUAGGUUCAUAGAUUCAUCAGGCUUUCACACACAGAUUCAUGGGUCCAUGUGCAGCCAUGUAGCCUUCAGACAAUUGGUUCUUCACCAUAGAUAUAUAGCAGACAGCCACAGAGGAGUCCUGAUAUUUUUGCAGCGCUGGAAGAAGACACAGAAUCAGAGAGAAAAUGUUCUACCUGUUCCUUUAUUAGGUUCGUAUAUAGGUUUUCUUUUUCAAUGGUGACAUUUUUAUUUAUUUUGAUAUGCGCUGAAGCACAAUAUAAUAAUACAAAUGCAAAAUUGUGAUGUAGACAGACUAGAUCAAUCUUGUGUAUGAACCUUCAUGGUGAUGGAAUGAAAGGAUAUAAAUAAGUUGACGUUUGCUUCUUA